Rotaria sordida is the source of this 663-nucleotide messenger RNA. The record is from the annotation of a GenBank genome assembly. Lineage: Eukaryota; Metazoa; Rotifera; Eurotatoria; Philodinida; Philodinidae.
AUGCCAAUAAAUGCAUUUCAACGUAUAUUUGAUUUUGGUUCAAAAAAAGAUGAUACAAAAAAUGUAUCAUCAUCAGAUGCAAUUAAACGUUUAUCUGAUGUUGAAGAAAUGCUCAAUAAAAAACAACAACAUUUAGAAUCACAAAUUGAAGGAGAAAAAGCAACAGCAAUACGUUAUUCAAAACAAGGAAAUAAACGUGGAGCUUUAAUGGCAUUAAAACGAAAGAAAAAAUGUGAAAAAACUUUACUUCAAUUAGAUGGAACAUUAACAACAUUAGAAACACAACGAGAAUAUUUACAAAAUGCAUCAACAAAUAUGGAUGUUUUACGUGUUAUGAGACAAGCAGCAAGUGCUUUAAAAAAAACAAAUCAAAAUUUAGAUGUUGAUCAAGUACAUGAUUUAAUGGAUGAUUUAUCUGAACAACAUACUGUUGCGGAAGAAAUUGCAAAUGCAAUUUCAUCACCAGUUGGUUCAUCAGAUUUGUAUAAUGAUGCUGAUUUAGAACGAGAAUUAGAAUUAUUAGCUCAAGAAGAAAUCAAAGAGGAUAUGAUGAAUAUUGGACCAUUGCCUGAUGUACCACCAGUUCAAACAACAACAACGACGACAAUCAAAACAAAUAAUCAAUCAGAAGAAUUACGUGAACUUGAAGCUUGGGCACAAUAA